UUCCUCAAUCUUUCUUCCUCUCUCUCUAAAUCGCUUGCAGCAAAAUGGGCGAUUCUUCACACCUGGAGAGGAUGGGGAGAGAACUCAACUGCCCCAUUUGUUUGAGUUUACUAAAUUCUGCAGUUUCGCUUACAUGCAAUCAUGUGUUCUGCAAUUCAUGUAUCAUGAAGUCAAUGAAGUCAGGUUCAAAUUGCCCAGUUUGUAAAGUGCCAUAUGGGCGUCGAGAGGUUCGCCCUGUGCCUCACAUGGAUAGCUUGGUCAGCAUCUACAAAAGCAUGGAAGCUGCUUCGGGAAUCAAUAUUUUUGUCACUCAGAAUGCACCAUCAACUAAAUUAUCAGAUAAACAGCAAACUGAAGGUGAUCAAAAUUGUGGGGGACAAAAAGCAGAUAAUGCUAGUGAGGAGAGAGCAAAGAAUCAAAGAAAACUGAAAGGGAAGGGACCAAAAAGAUCACUUAAAACCAAUCCAGAAGAUUCUGGUCUCAAUCCUGCAAAACCUUCCUUUCCAGGCAAGAAAAGGGUUCAGGUGCCACAGUAUCCUCUGUCAGAAACCCCCAAACGGCCUGCAAAGUUGGAUGGUGGUUUGAGUGAAAUGAGCAAAGGUGGGCCUAAGAACAAUUCAGUUGUACUAAAUGAGAAACCUGCUCUAAAUGACAAUGGAGAACUGGUAUUUUCACCUUUUUUCUGGUUGCGAGAGGAUGAAGAUGUAGAAAACUCAAGUCAGCAGAUGGAUGGGGAUCUUGCCUUGAGCUCAUCACUGCCAAAUGUUCCUUCUUUCAGUGAUAUCAAGGGUUCAGAUGAUGAAAUGCCUUCUGAAUUGACCCCAAAAGGGAAGGUGGAUACCGAAUUCAAUGUUGCAGACCCAUUUGAUAGUGAGAUAUUUGAAUGGACACAAAGAGCUUGCUCCCCUGAGCUCUGUUCAAGUCCCAUGGAAAUGCAGGUUCCAGAUUCUGAUGAAUUUGAUGAAAUUCAAAAAGGGGAAAAUAAACCAGAUUCACAGAGUGCAACUAAAGAAGAGGAAGCUCCUAGAACAGAGAACAUGAAUGGCAUGAACUGCAAAGAAGGAACAGGCUGUGCAGCUAUGAGAUUGCCUGCUAUGUCCUCCCCAGAAACCAAAAAUGCCAAUGGUCAAAAUGGGAUUGGAAUAUCAAAAAAGAGAGGUAGGAAAUCAAAUAAAAAGGGUCAAAAGAAACGUGCCAAGAGAGGUGCUGAUGAAGUUCUUGGAAUCCAUAUUAAUGCACAGAGUGUAGCUGAAGAUUUUAUUCCAGUACAAGAUUGUGACAAGGAUGGCAGUUCAAAUUUGAGGAAAAAAACUCACAAAGGGUGUGAGAAGGCUUGCUUUGAUAACAAUGCUACUGGUGCAGCACCAGAAAAUGUUUCCAGCGUAUCUGUUGGAUCAAAAUCUCUGAAUCAGGAUGAUGAGAAUAUAAUUACUGCAUUGCCUGCUUCAUUAGUUAAGAAACAUGUCAGUGAUGAAAAUCUUAACUUAAAGAAAAGGGGCAGAAGGUGUGAUAAUGUCAACACCCAGAGCCAGAAAGGUCAUACUGUAAGAUCUAAAAAUCAGAAGUUAGAAUCUGCUGAGGAUGACAUGCUUGGGAAAGGUGCAAUUACCCUAAACCAAAUAAAUUAUGAUAUGUUCUCCCAUUCACCUUGUGUUUCUUUGCCUAUGGCUGAUGAUGGGAAAGCUUCUGAUCGUGGUGAGAAAGCCAGCAAACAUGGCAGAAUAAUUAGUAAAGUUAAUCAGAAGCAUGAUAAAAGAUUGAGACCUUCAAAAAAGUUGAAGGUUUCAACAGAUGACAUCUCAAAAUAUGGGUUGAUCGAUGACACUCAAGAAGGCCAUACCAAGGUUUCUGCAAAGAGUACCCAACCAAUUAAUAACAAUCAAUGCAAUCCUGAAGUCAGAGUUCUUGAUUAUUCAUCAACAGCAAAGAAGGCUCUUUCUGCCACUAGUGGAGGGGCUUUGCGGAAAUGUGAGAGCAUUCCUAAUAAAAUUAGUUGUGCUUUUUGUCAUUCUGCUGAAGAUUCAGAGGCUUCAGGAGAGAUGGUCCACUACUUCAAUGGGAGGCCCAUUGCAGCAGAUCACAAUGGAGGAUCUAACAUCAUACAUUCGCACAGGAACUGCACAGAAUGGGCCCCUAAUGUUUAUUUUGAGGAUGGUACCGCAGUCAAUCUCAAAGCUGAAUUAACAAGAAGUCGGAGGAUUACAUGCUGCUGCUGUGGUAUCAAAGGGGCAUCUCUAGGUUGCUAUGAGAAGAGUUGUCGCAAAAGCUUUCAUUUUCCUUGUGCAAAGCUAACCCCACAAUGUCGAUGGGAUACUGACAACUUUGUCAUGUUGUGUCCUCUUCAUGCCUCUUCUAAGUUGCCAAAUGAAAUUUCUGAACGUCCAGCAAAAACUAGAAAGAAAUGCAGUACAAAAGGACGAUCAGACAUUCAACGAGCUCAAGUUGCUGUUAAACAUGACAUCAGUACUAGUCAGCACUGGAAUUCCCAUGGAUCACCUGGUAAAUUGGUUCUUUGUUGCUCAGCUCUCACAGUUGCAGAGAAGGAUAUUGUUUCAGAAUUUGAGAGGUUAUCUGGAGUUACAGUGUUGAAGAAAUGGGGUCCAGGUAUCACCCAUGUCAUUGCAUCAACAGAUGAAAAUGGAGCAUGCAGAAGAACCCUAAAAUUUUUGAUGGGUAUCUUGGAGGGAAAGUGGAUUCUGAACACUGAGUGGAUUAAAGCUUGCAUGAAAGCGAAGGAGCCUGUUGCAGAGGAGCAGUAUGAAAUUGGUAUUGACAUUCAUGGAAUCAGAGAUGGUCCUCGACUUGGGAGACUAAGACUCCUGAAUAAGCAACCAAAGCUUUUCAGUGGCUUUAAGUUCUAUUUCUUUGGAGACUUCAUGCCUUCAUACAAGGGCUACCUACAAGAUCUUGUAAUUGCAGCUGGAGGAACUGUUCUACAUAGAAAACCCAUUUUGGGAAACCAGGAAACUCUAUCAUCUGGAUCCUCCAUGUACGAAACUUUCAUUAUUUACAGCCUUGAACUGCCUGAGAAGUGUGGUCCUGACAUGAAGAAUCAGAUUUUUACCUGCCGCCGAUCUGAAGCUGAGGCCCUUGUAAGAUCAACCGGAGCCAAAGUAGCAAGCAAUUCAUGGUUUCUGAACUCCAUUGCUGCUUGCCAGGUGCAAAAUGUUGCUGAGUAAUAGACUUUCUUGAUUCAGGAUUCAAUUUCAUCCUUUAUUCUCUCAAAAGUAAAUGGUACCCUUGGCUGGUGAUAUUAUGUAAAGGUUAUGGUAUGUCUAUAUGUUACAACUGGGAGUUUGCUUCAGAUACAACAUUGAGAAUUUUAUUUGAGUCUGAAGUAUCUAUCUUGUUGAGCAAUUCAAAGCAGUAUUUGAAAAAUUCACCAUCUUGUAUCCUGUUGUAUGCAUGCAUAUUUAGGUAUAUUUAUGGAUGCAUCACCCAAGAGGCUUUUGUGGAAA
Molecule: messenger RNA, 3458 nt
Organism: Vitis riparia (riverbank grape)
Lineage: Eukaryota; Viridiplantae; Streptophyta; Magnoliopsida; Vitales; Vitaceae
Product: protein BREAST CANCER SUSCEPTIBILITY 1 homolog
Exons: 14
Coding region: 45-3179 (1044 amino acids)
Biological process (GO): negative regulation of fatty acid biosynthetic process; positive regulation of transcription by RNA polymerase II; double-strand break repair via homologous recombination
Cellular component (GO): plasma membrane; BRCA1-A complex; BRCA1-BARD1 complex
Molecular function (GO): ubiquitin-protein transferase activity
Source: RefSeq, a predicted model, not a curated record